AUGCCGUCUAAGGAUGAUAAAUACACGGAUCCUGAGCUGAGGAACGAGGUUAAAGAAGAGAUUCAGGCGAGUGAUAAGGGUGGUGCACCAGGUCAAUGGUCGGCGCGGAAGGCCCAGAUGAUGGCUUCUGAAUACAAGAAGCGCGGAGGCGGCUAUACGACCGACAAGAAAGAUGACAAGGCAAAGCACCUUGACAAUUGGACGAAGGAAGAGUGGCAGACUAAAGAGGGGAGCGGCAGCGCUAAACAGGAAGAUGGUACUGAGAAGCGAUAUUUGCCGAAGAAGGCAUGGGAGCAGAUGAGCGACAAGGAGAAGAAAGAAACGGACGAGAAGAAGCAAGAGGCAAGCAAGGAGGGCAAGCAAUAUGUUGCCAACACUUCGAAGGCGAAGAGCGCAAGAAAGGAGGCGAGCAUAGACGGUGAAGACGCAGAAGCGGAGCCAAAACGCCAAAACGAUAGGAAGGAUGCCAAAGACUGCAUUCACCACUGGGAAGACGAACAGCAUAUGAAAAUUGGUCAGAAGGCGUACCAAGACUUCAAGAAACAGAAUGGACACAACGAGGCUGCAUCGGAGGAAGGCCAAGCUCAUUCGGGCUCGGCGCAUAGUGAUGAUCAAGAGCAUCCGACUCCCAAGAAACGCGGAAGCGGGGCGAACGCAUCAGGAUCCAAUAAGAAACCGAAGAAGGGCGGGAGCUCGAGUGAGCCAAACGGCACAGCAGGCGACAAGACCCGUGUGCCGAAAGUAGGCCAGAAAGUGCAAUGGAAAGCCCUCCCAGGUUUAAUCGACGGGGAAGUAGUUGAGGUCGUGUAUGAAGAGAAGACGGUCGAAGGGAAGCCAGUCAAGGGCAGCAAAGAAGACCCGCGCAUCGUGCUCAAGAGCAGCUCGUCUGGGAAGAUAGCCGUUCAUAAGCCGGAAGCUGUGCACUUCGACUAG
Didymosphaeria variabile is the source of this 933-nucleotide messenger RNA. RefSeq lists its product as uncharacterized. The transcript has 2 exons. The record is from RefSeq and is a predicted model, not a curated record. Lineage: Eukaryota; Fungi; Ascomycota; Dothideomycetes; Pleosporales; Didymosphaeriaceae. The coding region runs from base 1 to 933 and encodes 310 amino acids.